Molecule: messenger RNA, 2546 nt
Organism: Corythoichthys intestinalis (scribbled pipefish)
Lineage: Eukaryota; Metazoa; Chordata; Actinopteri; Syngnathiformes; Syngnathidae
Gene: rgmd
Product: RGM domain family, member D
Exons: 3
Coding region: 244-1650 (468 amino acids)
Biological process (GO): BMP signaling pathway
Cellular component (GO): plasma membrane
Molecular function (GO): coreceptor activity
Source: RefSeq, a predicted model, not a curated record
AGUUACUGCAAUUUUUGGACACUCUGCCAACCUAUGCUCACCACCCUUAGAUAUUAGCAUUACAAUCUUGAUCAUGAAUCCCUUCUUGCAAUGCCUCCCAAGUAAAUUGCCAUGGCAUGUAAAUAUCAAGUGGUUAGUUAAAAAAGAAAAGUCCUCCAUUGGCCAAGCAUCACCUCGGGGCCCCCAGUCUACGAUCGAAACCCCUCCCCGCAGAACCGCCCUGAAGACAGGGGCCCCUUUUGAAUGACAGCGCUUGGGGAGGAAGACGAAUUUUGGUCUGAUUUCCCCCGCAGCCGCAGUGUCGAUGAGAAGCAGUCGAGGAACUCCAUUCUAACUGAAUGGAUUGGCAUGGGGAGAAGCGGACCUCAGAUCACGGCUAAGCUGCAGCUUUUGGACUGUGUUACGCUGAUGAUGGUUGUCAUUUCGCUGCUUUAUCCACCAGCCUUCUGUCAGCAGUGUCGCAUCCAGCGCUGCAAUGCUGAGUACGUGGCGUCUACCUCACCCUCUAGCGGCCUGCAUGAGGAUGCGCCGCCCGAUGUGGACUACUGCAUCGCAUUACGGGCCUAUGCCCUGUGCACCCGACGACAGGCUCGGAGCUGCCGGGGCGACCUAGUCUACCACUCGGCCGUCUUCCGUAUCAAGGAGCUAUUCUCUCAGCACAACUGCUCCAGCGACGGACCCACGUCCUCCGCCAAGGUUCCGAGCACAUCCCGGCCAGCCGUUUCAGAGCUGUGCAACUACGAGAACAGGGUGCUCGCUGUUGGUUCGGGUGGUCAGCAGAAGAAGUAUGCCCACUGUGGAUUAUUCGGAGACCCGCACCUAAGGACUUUCCGGGAUGAGUUUCAGACGUGUAAAGUAGAAGGGGCGUGGCCUCUUAUCGACAACCGUUUCCUAUCAGUACAGGUGACCAACGUCCCGGUCGUCCUAGGCUCAAGCGCCACUGCGACUAGCAAGAUCACAGUCAUCUUCAAGUCCUACCACGGCUGCACGGACCAGAAAGUCUACCAGGCCACUACGGACGACCUGCCGUUAGCCUUUCAGGAUGGCACUCGCAGCGGCGGUGAGAGCGGCAGCCUGACCAUCACGGAACGUGGCGGUUCCGGAGUGGGCCGACAGGUGAAGAUCCAGGCGCGGUACAUUGGCACGUCCAUUAUUGUGCGACGCGUAGGCAGCUACCUGACCUUCGCCAUCCGUAUGCCCGAGGACAUGCUGGACUUUUCCGAGGACGGCGGCGGUCUGCAGUUAUGCCUGCACGGCUGCCCGCGGAACGAGCUCAUCAAGGAGCACACAUUAGGCCGCCAGAGCCAGCAGCACCGGCGACCGGGCGCCGCCACCGAGCUCGGUCCGCUGCGGCCCCCUCACCAGGUCUACACGGUGGAGCGAGCCACGGCAAAGUGUCGAGAGACCCUGCAGGUAGAGGACGUUUACUUCCAGUCCUGCGUCUUUGACUUGCUAACAACGGGAGACCCCGAAUUCUCCAUGGCGGCGUACGGCGCCUUAGAAGAUUUGAAGGCGCUGCCGCCCAGCAAACUCAAGCAGAACUCUCCGAGGAGUCCGCGCCUUUACAACCGAGGGGCGUCACAGACAGCUGCAAUCAACUGCACAGCUUCUGUUCUCACACUUCUACUCGUCAUUGUGCAGCUUUUGUAAAAACAAACAAACAAACAAGCAAACAAAAAGAACUAUAAUGUUAUAUUAAAGACAAGUGGAAGUAUCACCAGCUUGAGGAAAGAGUGACAAGUGCCAAUGUAAUAUUUCUUAAUUCCACCUUUGAAGGAUUGCAAACAGGACAAAAAUAUUAUUACGCGGCUUUUUUUAAAUACUAUAUCUCGGGUUUGAUUUUUGUAAAUAUAAAAAUGUCAUACACACGCUCCACUAUGUGGUGUCUCCAGCCAUAGUCACAGCAUUUAAAAGUAUCAACAGCAUGUUUUGUGUAUUUAAAUGUUAUUUCACAAUGUGGCAUGCUAAAUACACAAGCUCCAACAACUUUAUGUAAAAACUACCUAUCCACCGUACAGUGUACUAUAAUAUACAUGUAAUGCAUUUGGUCGUUCUGUGAAGCACUCCCUCUUCAAGCUAUUUGACUUCCACUGUUAAAAGUUUAGAAAAGAAAUCUUUAUAUAAUAAUAUAUUAAAGACGUGUAUAUAUGUUUUAUAUUGUGUACAUUUGCUGUUGUAUAGUUUUAAGUUGUCAUAUGGUAUGUUGUGUUAUCUAGCCGAUUUUAGUAAAUAAACUAAUGUGUUUUUCUCAAUGUAAUUUUCCAUAUUAAACUGUUGGACACUCCUAAACAGUUUCACUGUUUGUGUUUUUAACUUUUAUAAGCUCAGUGAAAGGGGAAGGUGUGAGUCACAUACAUUUUCGCAGUGAGCCAUACUGAGUAGGUGGUCCUCUUCCAUCCUUAUUUCUUCCAAGGGGAGCAUGACCCAGCAUUUCCUGCUUUAAGAUUAAAUAAAAUGUGUGCGGGUUAAGACAUUUUGAAACACUUUAAUAUGUAAAAGAUGGAAAAUCCAACUUUGACAAACCAUUGUAGUCCUUAUUCAACCCU